CCGCUGGCGAAGGCGGGACUUCCGCCGGGAGCCGGAAGCGGGGCUGCGGGUCUCUCAUGCGAGCGGGGUGUUGCUGCUUCUGGAAUCAGAGACGUUUUGGGCCCCGAGUCCCGCCGCCGCCUCCUUCUCCACGGCCCCCCCUUCCCCGCUGCUGCUGCCGCCGCCUCCUCCCCCCCGGGCCCCGCUCUCCAUCCUCCUCCUCCUGGGAUCCGGCAGCAGCGAGGCCCUGGUGGUGGUGGCGGCGGCGGAGAGAGGCCCCGGCCCCUGCGGAGACCCCGGCAGGAGUGAGAGGCCCCGCAGACCCCGGCAGCGGCCCCGGCACCGACCUCAGCGGAGGCGCGAGCGGCGAGAGACCCGGGCGGCAGCGGCUGUUGGUGACAGCUUACCAAGGUGGCCAGUAAAGUUCUCUCUGAGGAGCCAAAAAGCAGACAGCUCAUGACUUCUGAUCAGGACACUAAAGUUGUGGCUGAACCGCAGGUGCAGCAAGUACAAGAAGUUAAAGACAGUUCUCAUCUAGAGUCAACCAAGGUUUCUGAGUUAAAUCCUAAUGCAAAGGUAUGGGGGAAUCAUAUGUUACAUUUGGAAGCUAGUGGUGCCACUGAUGGUAGCGUGAACAAAACCUGGGAAGAAAUACCUGACCAUCCUCCAGAUUCCUGCAAAGAAGGACUGGAUGCCAAUGGUGAUGGUGACAAAAAGCAGCAAAAUGCAGUGUUAACAGAACUGCAAGAGACAACGCUAACAGUUCCAGGGUCGGACCAAAGAGAUAUGAACCCUUUGGCUCUAGAUAAUUCAGAGUAUGAAUCGAUACAUGAAACCACCCAGACAGGAGGAAAUGACCAAUUGCAGCCAGAAGGUCAGGAAGACCUACGAGAAGUGCUUAAAAAAACACUGGAGUUCUGCUUAUCUAGAGAGAAUCUUGCCAGUGACAUGUACCUUAUAUCACAGAUGGACAGUGAUCAGUAUGUGCCAAUAAUGACAGUAGCAAACCUUGAUCAUGUCAAGAAACUCAGUACUGAUAUGGAUUUGAUUGUGGAAGUGCUGAGAUCAUUGCCUUUAGUCCAAGUGGAUGAGAAGGGAGAGAAAGUCAGGCCAAAUCAGAAUCGUUGCAUUGUGAUUUUACGUGAAGUACCUGAAUCUACACCCAUUGAAGAGGUUGAAGCACUCUUCAGGGGAGAUAAUUUGCCUAAAUUUAUCAACUGUGAGUUUGCCUAUAAUGACAAUUGGUUCAUUACAUUUGAGUCAGAAGCUGAUGCACAGCAGGCUUACAGAUACCUUAGAGAAGAAGUGAAAACUUUCCAAGGAAAACCAAUUAAGGCAAGGAUAAAAGCAAAGGCAAUAGCUAUAAAUACAUUUUUGCCAAAGAAUGGAUAUAGACCUCUGGACAUGAACCUCUACACACAACAGCGUUAUACAGCAUCCUUUUAUUUACCUCCAGUAUACAGUCCCCAACAACAGUUUCCUCUGUACAGCUUAAUUGCCCCACAGACCUGGUCUACUACACACAGCUAUCUUGAUCCAACAUUGGUAACGCCAUUUCCCAAUGCUGGAUUUAUCAAUGGGUUUACAUCACCAACCUUCAAACCCCCUGCUUCUCCAUUGACUUCACUCAGACAGUAUCCUCCCAGAAGCAGGAAUCCUAGCAAAUCACAUCUACGGCACACCAUACCCAGUGCAGAAAGGGGACCUGGGCUUCUAGAAAGUCCUACAAUAUUCAACUUUUCUGCUGAUCGUUUAAUUAAUGGUGUCAGGAGUCCACAGACAAGGCAGCCAGGGCAAAACAGGACACGGAUGCAAAAUACUACUACAAGUUAUACCAAGAGGGAUAUAGGAACUGGACGAAUGGAACAGACUAAUAUUGACUCUUCUCCUGGCUUAGGAAGAGGAAGGAAAAAUUCAUAUGGCUAUCGAAAGAAAAGGGAGGACAAGUUUACAAGAGGUCAAACGCAGUCUCCGCCACCUCCAAAGCCUCCAUCUCCUAGUUUUGAAUUGGGAUUAUCCAGCUUCCCUCCAUUACCUGGGGCUGCAGGCAAUUUGAAGACUGAAGACUUGUUUGAAAACAGACUGUCCAGUGUCAUAAUGGGAACGUCAAAGGAAAGAAACCUAAAUGUGGAUGCAAGUACAAACACUAUUCCAUCAGGAAUUCCUCGAGAGCCAUUGUUGCCAGCGUCUCCUGCUCUGUCUGGGACGUUUGAAAGGUCUCCUUCCCCAUCCCAGUCUCCUGAUGACUCCAAGGUUGUCGAUAAGCAGCAGAGAGAGACACAAAGUAUGGAAAGACUUUCUUCCACGCUCAGUACUGCAUGUAAAUCAGUACAAGUCAAUGGGGCUGCCAUAGAACUACGAAAACCUAGUUAUGCAGAGAUUUGCCAGAGAACAACUAAGGAUCCACCUACAUUGCAACCCCAGAAAGAACAGAAGCCAAACACUGUAGCUUGUGGGAAAGAUGAAAGAAAACCCACAGAAACAAUAGAGAAAAACAGAGAACCCCCUCCCACAAAGUCAAAUCCAGGACAGCCCAAAGACCAGAGGAGACAGUCAGGGCGCAGAUCGCCCCCUCCAGCCAUUGGGAAACGUUUAAAUAAAGAACAGAACACCCCCCCAAAAUCUCCUCAGUGAAACUAAUGCUUGGGAGGGGGUUGAAAAGAGUUCUACUUCCCACAAAUUAAAACCCAUGUUCCCAUUCAGAGUACAGAGAAUGAGUUGCUGGUUAGGGAGCUUGCAGUGCUGCUAGGCAUAUAGAAUGCCUGCAAGCUUUUUCUUCUAUGAAAUAAUUUUUUUACCCUCUUGAGCAAACAUUCUAUUUUUCCAGGAUUUAAUUGAUCUAAACCUUAUGUUUAGGUUGGUGCUUAACUGGAGGUGAUGCAAGUCUGAUUAUUUUCAAGAUAGAAAAUGUGUUAUCUUAAAAAAAUCAAUUUUUUUAUCAAGCCUCCUUGUGGCAAUGUGAAUACAAGCUCAAUAUAGUGAGUAUUCCUGAACUAUUAAGCAGAACUGUGCUGCUGCAAUUUUUUUAAUAAACUGGUCUGCAAGUAACUAUAUCUCUAAAAUGUCCAAAAGACUGAUAAUGGCAGCUAGCGUAGAGCAUGAAAAAAAGUGUAUCGUACAAAAUAGUAUGAAUAUGACCUUGAGGAUUUUUUUUAUUGGGCUGCUGUUCCAAGUAUCAGUUAAUAAACUUGCACUUUUAGGUUAAACUAAUAGUUAACUAUAGCAUUUUUUAAAAACUAAUCUUUUUUGAUGUCUUCUACAAAAAAAGUAAGUCCUCCAGAGAGCACCAGUAGAGAUUUUUCUAAAAUAUUUGUGUUUGGAUGUACUGCAAGCAAGUAACCAGCUUCUCACUCCAGAAUAAAAUGAAUACUAUAAUUUCCAAAUACAAAGCACAUUGUGAAUAGAAAAAAAAUGAGGUUGUGAGCUUAUAUAGUGGUGAAGCCUGCUAAUGGCUGUUAUCACAAGAAAGCACAGUAGUGUUCUUGUGAUGAUCUAAACUUCCCCCUCACCAGGAUGGAGUUAACUAGUCAUUACUGUACUUUCUAGUUUAUCCCUGUGCUUAGUGUAGACUUUUUUUUUUAACUUGGCCCCAAGUGCUCUUUGAAAGAGUUCAUAUCUUAGUCAGCCUAGUGUUGACGUCUUCCUGUAACUACAAGCAUUGGCAUGUGGAUUUAAAAUUUUCAAACCUUGAGAUAAUGGUAUGUGUUUUUUGUGGUGGAGGAAGAGAUCCCUGCUAUUUACCUCUGGGAUGAGGUUUCUCACACUUAUAUUUACUUUAGAAGUGAUGCGCUUUCUGAAGGACAAGGAUGCACUAAAUUAGCAAGCUUCUAAUAAAGUUGAAUAUAAAUUAUUUUUGUUUUAAAAUGGCUAAACAUUUUCUUUAAGUGUUUAAAUAGCAGGCAGGUCAGAUAAACCUCUUUCCUGCUGAAUAUAACAGUACAGUUUAUUCCACAAAAAUGUUUGUUUAAACAACUGAUUUUUUUAAAGAAUUAUUUCCAUCCAAUAUUUAAAGACUUGAAUUUUAUUUAAACUUGAAAAUGACUUUGCCUUAACUUUUGUAUAAGACAGCUUAGAGUUAAUGAAGUCUGACCCCCUUAAGGGUUAGCAUGAGUUAAUUACAGAAUUACUCAGUUACAGUAUGUAUCUAUUGUCACUGGUCUUACUGGGUAAACAUACUGUAGUACAGGAACUAGCAGCAGUUUUUGUAAUAUACCUUAAAGAUCUUAAACAGUUGAUCUUUUUCAGAUUGUUGAAAAAUCUGUAAAUGCAAAUAGUCAAUACUGUAUUAAAUAUGUGCACUUGGAAGUGUGUGCUUUGCUUGUACAGUUGUAAAUAAUCAGAACAUAUAAAAAGGUACCCUAAAGAAAAAAAACUGAUAAAAAUUAUUGAUAUAUUAUAAAUGUUGCUGUUGAGCUGGAUGUAGAUAAACUAAAUGUUGUGGUUUGAAUAUUACUUUAAUUUGUUGUUUUGUUUCUUUUAUUUUAUUCUGGUGUGCUGAACUGACUCUGCCUCUUCACUGCAAAAGGGAAAUGGAAAGAAGGUCUUAUUUCAAAGCCCUCAAAUGUUUUCAUAAUAGUCUCUCUAAAAGUGUGCAUUUCAACCAAUAGGUGUUCCCUAACACAAUGUAAAUAGUCAACUCUGGCACUCUAGCUGUUCAACUGAAACUUUAAAAAUCCCAGUAAUAAAAUCAAAUUCAUUGGGAUAAUAGUUCAAAUCGCCAGGAAAAAACACCCUGAAGCUCAUUUGACCGCCUCUUCCAGGGAGAGUAUCCAUGCUUACCUAGACGGAUAAUAAGCUCGAAUAUGGCUGUGUAUUUAAAAAAAAAAAA
Molecule: messenger RNA, 4807 nt
Organism: Mauremys reevesii (Reeves's turtle)
Lineage: Eukaryota; Metazoa; Chordata; Testudines; Geoemydidae
Gene: LARP4B
Product: La ribonucleoprotein 4B
Exons: 17
Coding region: 436-2613 (725 amino acids)
Biological process (GO): positive regulation of translation
Cellular component (GO): cytoplasmic stress granule; cytosol
Molecular function (GO): mRNA 3'-UTR binding
Source: RefSeq, a predicted model, not a curated record